Molecule: messenger RNA, 1058 nt
Organism: Nematolebias whitei (Rio pearlfish)
Lineage: Eukaryota; Metazoa; Chordata; Actinopteri; Cyprinodontiformes; Rivulidae
Product: troponin I, fast skeletal muscle
Exons: 7
Coding region: 280-798 (172 amino acids)
Biological process (GO): muscle contraction
Cellular component (GO): troponin complex
Source: RefSeq, a predicted model, not a curated record
CCAUUGGUCAGAAGUGGCUCUGCUACCAUAAAGAGGGAUGAGUUUCCAGCUGAGCUGGCACCUAAUACCCUAUAUACCAAAUUUAUUCUUUACUAUUUGGUACUUCCUUCUUGUUUCCCUCAUUGUCCUUUAAAUCCAGUAGGAUUUCUCCCAAAGCCAGCUCCACUCACUCUAACUGGGAUUAAUAUUCUGAGACAUUUGGACCUCUGUGGUACAGGCAGGACUUCAGUUUCAUCUUACAACAGUGAGUUUACAAGGUGAAGAUCAAAAACAGGCAAAAUGUCUGAGGGAAAGAAAAUGUCAUCCAGCCGCAGGCAUCAUUUAAAGAGCUUGGUGCUGCAGGUUGCUACUAAAUAUCUUGAGCAGGAGAAGACGGACAUUGCAGCUGCAAAAGAGGCCUAUCUCGCUGAAAAUUGCCCAGAACCUGAGCUGAGUGGAGACCAGGCUGCCCUGAUGGAAAUCUGCAAAAAGCUCCAACAGGCCAUCGACAAAAUCGAUGAGGACAGAUAUGAUGUUGAGGCCAAAGUUCAAAAGGCCGACAAAGAGAUUGAGGAUCUAAAGCUGAAGGUGGUGGACCUGGCUGGAGUGAAGAAACCUGCCCUGAAAAAAGUGCGUAUGUCAGCUGACACCAUGCUGAAAGCACUGCUUGGGUCCAAACACACGGUCAACAUGGACCUGAGGGCCAACCUGAAGCAGGUCAAGAAGGAAGUCAAAGAGGAGCCAGCUGAGGCAAUCGGGGACUGGCGUAAAAACAUAGAAGACAAGGCUGAUAGGAAGAAGAUGUUCGAAUCAGCCUAAAACCCUCCUGGACCAGAGAUGACGAUGGCAGCACAGAUGCUGAUAUCUUAGAGAUUUAUUGUCUCUGUGGUUCCUGUUGGCAUCUAGGGACAACUGUUCAGGAGCCAUUUAGUUGUGAUAUUGUUGAUUCCUGACAGAGACUCAACCAAACCAAAAAGAACCAUCCUGUAACCUGUUUUAAGACCUCUGGCAGUUCAAAAUGUUCCACUUUUCACCGACACAGUAAGAAAUAAAUAUUCUGAAUUAUUCCACCCAUCAAA